Spinacia oleracea (spinach) is the source of this 2062-nucleotide messenger RNA. Its product is annotated as proteinaceous RNase P 2. Bases 159 to 1760 code for a protein of 533 amino acids. Lineage: Eukaryota; Viridiplantae; Streptophyta; Magnoliopsida; Caryophyllales; Amaranthaceae. Gene Ontology annotation, biological process: tRNA 5'-leader removal. The transcript has 6 exons. Gene Ontology annotation, molecular function: protein binding; ribonuclease P activity. The record is from RefSeq and is a predicted model, not a curated record.
AUUGCGUUUUUAAGUUCAGCGAACUUCAGCAUACUUUAACCUCCCCGGCUUCCCCCACCCGCAAACUCCCCCUCACCUCCACCUCCAUCUCCCUCAAACCUCCCCGACUUCCACCACCCCACUUUCAAAACCACCUCUUAUUUUCUCUCUCCUCAACAAUGAAGAAGAAACGCACCCAAGAAUCCCAACUACAAUACGAACUAGGAACAUGUUCAAAGCAAAACGAUCUCACAAAAGCAAUCUCUCUCUACAAUUCAGCUUUGUCCCAAAACCUCCUAUUAUCUCACCACCACUUCAAUUCAAUACUCCACUUAUGUUCAUCUCCAGAUUCUCUCUCCUCCCCUAACAAAUCCUUCGCCCUCGAAAAUGGCUUUCGGGUUUACGAACAAAUGCAAUCCAACAACAUCCCACCAACCGAGGCCACGAUUACCCAGGUUGCGCGCCUCGCUGCUGCAAGAAAUGACCCUAAUUUUGCAUUUGAGUUGAUUAAGAGUGCCAAGGAUAAAGGGGUUUUGCCGCGGCUGCGGACUUACGGACCUGCAUUGUUGGGGUAUUGUGAUAAUUUAAGAGCGGAGGAAGCGUAUUGCGUGGAGGAGCAUAUGAGAGGUAAUGGGGUGAGGUUAGAGGAGGGAGAAUUGAGUGCCCUUUUGAGGGUUAGUGUUGAAGUAGGGAGGGCGGAGAAGGUGUAUGAGUAUUUGGGUAAGUUGAGGGGGGUGGUGAGGGGUGUGAGUGAGGAGACUGCUGGGGUUGUGGAGAAGUGGUUUCAAGGGGCGAAGGCCGCCGAGGUGGGUAUUGAGGAGUGGGAUGUUGGAGAGGUGAAGGAAGUGAGGGAGAAGUGUGGGGGUGGGUGGCAUGGGAUAGGGUGGUUAGGGAAGGGGCCUUGGGAGGUGAAGAGGGUGAAUGUGGGGGGUAAUGGAGGGUGUUGUGGGUGUGGGGAGAGGUUGGUUUGUGUCGAUAUCGAUUGUGGGGAGACGGAGAGGUUUGCUCAAUCGAUUGCUGGUUUGGCUAUGGAGAGGGAGGUUAAGUGUGAUUUCAAGAGCUUUAUGGAGUGGAUUGAUAACCAUUCUGACUAUGUGGCUAUAGUAGAUGGAGCAAAUAUUGGGCUUUAUCAACAGAAUUUUGCUGACGGGGGGUUCAGUGUUGCACAGAGCAGCUUUGAAGCUGUAGUAAUGGAGUUGUAUACUAGGAACAAAAAGUGGCCUUUAAUUGUCCUGCAUAAGAAACGUCUACGGGCAUUCCAGGGUAACCCUUCCAGUCAAAAGCUGCUUGAGGAGUGGUUAGCUCAAGGCACACUCUACGCAACACCUAGUGGAUCAAAUGAUGAUUGGUAUUGGCUAUAUGUUGCUGUGAAGAUGAAGUGCUUGCUUGUUACAAAUGAUGAAAUGCGUGAUCAUAUAUUUGAACUCCUUGGGAGCAGCUUUUUUCUUCAGUGGAAGGAAAGGCAUCAAGUCCAUUAUACUUUUGCGAAAGGAGUUCCAAACCUUAAAAUGCCUCCAAAAUACUCUAUUCUUAUGCAGGAAUCAGAGAGAGGAUCUUGGCACAUCCCAAUAGCCAGUGAAAACACUGAUGAGUUGUCGAGAAGUUGGCUAUGCAUCACCAAGUUGAGUAGUUUCAGCUCUAACUCGGGUGAACAGAUGCAUAUUCCCCUCAACAAAUGCAACAAUGGAGGCCAAGAUUGUCUUUACAGUUCUGGAAAUGGGGUUUCAUCUCUGACUGGUAAAAGGAAGGAGAGAGAACCGUCUCCUUCAGGGCUGCAUUAGUUUGUGUUAGUAACUAUUAUAAUUUUUAGUUUACGAGUUCAUUGCAUGUCUCCUUGUGCUUCUCCAUGGCUUUGGAAUUGGAUUAAUACCUAACUACAAUAUACAGCCAGAUAAAGUAUGUAAAAUUAUCUUUUUUGACCUGACCGAUGGAAGUGUUCUAAAGAAGGGUUUUUUUUCUUCUCUUUUCAGGCAGGCCAUAAUUUGUGUAGUAAUUUGGUGUUAUUAUAUCAUAAAAUGGUUAUGAUAGUUUAUAUUUAUCAGGUAUGUUAUUGAAUCCUUAAGAGUUUGCGGUUUGCUUUUUA